Symbiodinium necroappetens is the source of this 1272-nucleotide messenger RNA. The record is from the annotation of a GenBank genome assembly. Lineage: Eukaryota; Dinophyceae; Suessiales; Symbiodiniaceae.
GCAUGGCUUCGGGACUAGCAGGAAUCCGGAGGGCAACCAGAUGCCGCUACACUACAGCAGCGCUCGUUACACAACCUCCCUGCGAUGCAAGGCGCUGUCUCUGGCCGCGGCAUGGGAGGUCCGUGGGUUCGAGGACUGGAGCGCAGUCACGGACACCGAGCUGGAGAGGAUUAAAGGGGCCGUUCAGACCCAGGUGGACCAGGUGAUUGUGGGCGACCGGACCACUGUCUUCCAGGCCCCGGUGACGACCGAGACGCUGCACAGGUCCCUGGCGCUGACGCGCACGUGGAGGUACAGAGCGGCCAAGACGAGAGCACGGUCCAGCCAAGAGCAAGUCGAGCGCAUGCCAGCCACGUUGAAUGGCAAAGUCCUCACAGCCUUCCUUAAAAACGGACAAGCGCUUUGCGCGAGCUUCCAGUUGGGGAAAUGCCAGUUGGCAGAGCAGGACUGGAGUUCGCACCGAUGCGCGGUUGCUCUCCGCAGUGGACGAGCUUGCGGUGGCAAUCAUCCAGCUCACGUGUGCUUCGAGAAGAGAGCACUCCUCGCGCAGACGGCCAAAGAACCCGGCCCAACUGGCCAGACUGUCCUGCCGCAGCGGAGGGCGGCACCUGCAGAGCCAUCCGCCCCUCCACCAAAGAGGGCCCGGCUUCCUUUGGCCGAUGAGGUACCAGGCGAGGCAGCUUCUUCCUCGAGUACCACGGCGAAGGCCACACCCAAGGCGGCAUCGAAAGCAGCACCCAAGGUGGCACUCAAGGCGGCUCCCAAGGUGAAGGCUCUCGGCCCAAGGUUGCCAGUGACAGCGCGGUUUCGGGGCGUGACCCUGUGGUUCUCCGGGCGGCGAGCCCGGCGGCCUCUGGUGGUACCGGAGGAGGCGGCGAGGCGCAUAGCAGAGGCCCCGACCGUUAUUUGGCAGUCCGGCUCUGGUGGGCGGCUCUUCCUGUCAGGCCUCCCGACGGCGGCGACAGCCCAGUACUUCCCCAAGGUGUCGUUGCAGGUGACCUGCUUCGAUAAGUCGCCGGAGCAACGAGGCGGCGUCCUAUUGCCUGGCGCUCUGGGGAUAAAGCUGGACUUCAAGAGCAAAGACCGCGAGGAAGCCUUCCAGCACGCCUUCGACCUGACCAAGAAUUCCUUAUGGUCUGGUGAACACGUCCUCUUUCACUGUAUGGCUGGAAGACACCGAGCUGCGACCUAUGCCGGCCUCACCCGCUCUCUCCUCGCGUUUGAGAGUCUCCCAGAUGCUCUCCGGGGCGUGGGGGACUUCGUCCACCGGAU